Messenger RNA from Mercenaria mercenaria, 2324 nucleotides. Its product is annotated as organic cation transporter protein-like. The coding region runs from base 120 to 1841 and encodes 573 amino acids. The record is from RefSeq and is a predicted model, not a curated record. Gene Ontology annotation, biological process: transmembrane transport. NCBI's taxonomy places the organism in Eukaryota, Metazoa, Mollusca, Bivalvia, Venerida, Veneridae. The transcript is spliced from 10 exons. Gene Ontology annotation, molecular function: transmembrane transporter activity.
AAUGAAUCAUUGAAUGAUUUCGGUACAGUUUACAGCUGACCUGGGAUUUUAGCAAACAUAGAUAUAAGCAACUCUUACUGAAAGUAAAGACCGGGAAUAUAUUGUGUAUAUGAAGUAGAAUGGAUCGUGGAAUACAGGAGUUGGAUUCUGUUUGGAGGGCGAUUAAACCAUGGGGAAAAUUUCAGCUUUUCCAGAUUUUUCUUGUUUUACUUGAUUUUUCGCCUGCAUGUUUUGCUAUUCUAAGCGCUGUCUUUACCGGGUAUAUUCCUGAAUACACUUGCGAUGUACCAGAGACAGGUGACAAUGAAACGGAUCUGCACGACAAUUUCACGUAUAAGGCCUCUCAGUGUGAAUACGACGUCUACAAACAUAUUGGAAAUACGUCGGCAUUUGUAGAGACUAGAAAAUGUGACAAGUUUACAUUUUCAAACACGUUGUCAUAUGCAUAUGAGUGGAACCUAGUUUGUUCUCGGUCUAAUUUAGCCGCUCUUGCACAGUCUUUGGCACUUGCUGGACAGGGUCUAGGAGCAUUCGUUACGUCUCAUGUAGCAGACAGAUUUGGCCGAAAGAGAGUGUACGUGAUAUCUCACAUUGGUGUUAUGACAACAAUGGCUGUUAUGGCGUUCUCAACAAAUAUAUACAUGCUGCUUUCCUUGAGGCUAGUCACCGGCACAUUUCAACAGGGCGUUGUUUGCACUGGUAAAAUUCUAGCUCUAGAGAUGUUCCCACGAGAAGUCCGUUCACACACGGAGGUUGCAACUUUUCUGUCGUGGUCUGUAGGCAUCAUGGUUCUGUCAGUAUUUGGAUAUGCAUUCCGUGGACUGGACUGGCGCUACCUCCAGAUAGGACUAGCUGCAUUUUCAUUUUACGCCCUAUUUGAAUGGUGGAUGCUAGAAGAAUCCAUCAGAUGGCUUCUUUGCAACGGAAAAGUCGAAGAAGCAAAGAGAAUUUUGAAAAAGGCAACAAAAUGGAAUGGAGUUGGAUACAAGGAAGCAGAAGAACUUCUUAAUCAGUGUGUCCAUAUUCCAGCAACAGAAGCUGAAAGACCAGAAUUAAAUGGCACAGAGAUGGAUUUAUUUGGCAAGAAAAAGUAUACGUUUUUAGAUGGAGAGAAACCUCAAGACGACAGUGCUACACAUAACCCAACAGUCGAGAAAUACAAUGUUAUUGACAUUCUCAAAAACCCUGCCUUGAGAGCGAAUACACUUAUCCUGUGGUAUUCAUGGAUAGUGGCAGCGGGUACAUAUUAUGGUCUCACGCUUGUAUCCUCUCACUUGGCAGGUGAUCGGUUCGUCAACUUCUUUUUGAGUGGUCUGAUAGAGGUUCCACCACUUCUACUUGAACUUUACCUUUUUAACAAGAUCGGACGUAAAAGAACAAUGAUUUUAUGGUUUAGCACAGCGGGAAUGUCUCUCAUCAUAUCAACGGCGUUGCUCACUGUAUUCAAGGACAAUGCAGGCGAGACAGUGGCCACCGUGUUUUCCCUCAUAGGAAAAGCAGCUAGCACUGGCUGCUUCAGCACAGUGUUCUUGUAUACUCCAGAGAUAUAUCCUACAAAUUACAGAAAUAGUGGUCUCGGUAUAGCAUCUUCUAUAUCACGCAUCGGUGGAAUAUUAGCUCCUUUUGCUAGCAAUUUGGCAUUGAUAGCGUUAUGGAUACCCGGCGCCAUAUUUGGCGGGAUGUGUCUGUUGGUUGUGCUUCUUGCAAUACGGCUUCCGGAAAGCGCCGUCCAUGAGCUUCCUACAACGAUAGCUGAGUGCAAUAAAUGGGAACGUGAUACCUUAUCAUCAUCUGACGUUACACCUGACUCUUCUUCUGAAGACGUUGAAAAGUUUGAUUGAAAACUUACGCUAUUAUUCAGUGUUUCGAGCGAAAUAUGCAAACAAUGAUUAAAUCUACUAAAAGUUCUGCCCUUGUUACUCUUAUGGUUAGAAUUUUAGAGUUGGUCUAACUAUUACAUUAACAGAAUAAACAGUUUUAUUUAUUUCAUUUAACUGAAAACAACCUCCCUAUAAUGUAUUAGCAUAUACUGUCAUUAAAUAUUUCACAGAAAAUUUGUUUUGUGAUGCACGUGUACAGUUUUCAGUUUCAUAAGUAUAGUAACUUUUGGUAAGAUUAUUCUAAUGUUGUAGUCUUAAAACCGCAACCUUAAGUUACCAAGGUUGACGUUUAAAGAUUUUAUUAGUUUUCAUCAUCUAUUGGUGGAGAUUUUUGAACUCAUACAAUUCUUCUUACUUGGAUUUCGUGUUUGUCUUAUUUUCAGAAUCUUAUUAUUCAACGGAGCAAUCUAGAUCUAUGCUAUGGAAUAAACUAUACCAGUCUUC